This is a messenger RNA of Lodderomyces elongisporus, 1074 nucleotides long. RefSeq lists its product as uncharacterized. The coding region runs from base 1 to 1074 and encodes 357 amino acids. The transcript has a single exon. Gene Ontology annotation, molecular function: fatty acid elongase activity. The record is from RefSeq and is a predicted model, not a curated record. Gene Ontology annotation, cellular component: endoplasmic reticulum membrane. Gene Ontology annotation, biological process: fatty acid elongation, saturated fatty acid; fatty acid elongation, monounsaturated fatty acid; fatty acid elongation, polyunsaturated fatty acid. NCBI's taxonomy places the organism in Eukaryota, Fungi, Ascomycota, Pichiomycetes, Serinales, Debaryomycetaceae.
AUGUUGAUGAAAUUCGGACUUCCCAAUGCGGACACAUGGAACACGCUUCCCAAGAUGGAUACUCCGGUGCCUCCGUCUCCAUUUGAAAAUGAGUUUCUUACUAAAUUUUACUUUUCAACAAUGCAAGGAACAACUCCAUUGACCAUUGCAAUAGUCUACUUCACGUCUGUUCACUAUCUUAACAAGCUCAUUCGCUCCAAGCAGUUGCAAAAGGCCAAGGAAGAAGAGAAGAAAACCGAUAAAGUUGUCAAAAGACUUCCAGCUGUGCCUACAGCUAUUUCAAAGACAUCUUUCUUCAAAUUUUUUGUUCUUUUGCACAAUGUCUUGCUUUGUGUUUAUUCUGUUUGGACAUUUGUAGGAAUGACAUCGACUAUAGCUUCAACAAUGGGUCUAUUCAAAAUGCAGAUCAUCCCUUCAUUUUACGAGGCGUUGAAUUUAAACACCGAGAACACUACCGCAUUGAGGAAACUCGAUGUGUUUUUCCAAAGUGUAUGCGACUCGAAAAAUGGAAUCUUUUCGCGUGUUUUGUCGUCAACUUCCAAGAACUUGCAUAAUUUGGAAAUCCUUGGGUUUUGGUUCUACAUUUCGAAAUUUUAUGAGGUGGUGGACACCAUCAUCAUUCUUUUGAAAGGUCGCCCUUCUUCACUUUUGCAAAGUUACCACCAUGCUGGAGCAAUGAUGUGUAUGUGGGCAGGCGUCCGUUUCCAGUCCCCACCAAUUUGGAUUUUUGUUGUGUUCAACUCAUUUAUCCACUCAUUAAUGUAUUUUUACUACUCAUUAUCAUGCUUGCAUAUUAGAGUGCCAACUAUUUUCAAAAAGAGCUUGACAUCCAUGCAGAUCACCCAAUUCAUCGUGGGCGGCUCAUUCGCCGUGUUGCACUGCUUUGUAUGGAUCUAUGACGUAAACAACGUGAAUACCAUUCCUGGACAGCCAAGUACCGAAGCUGCAAAGUUGGUUAGUUGUAUAAGUACACCAGACCAAGCAUUGCCCGUGUUGAUUAAUGUCGCAUAUUUGACACCAUUGACUGCAUUAUUUGCAGCUUUUUACAUUGAGAGUUACUUCAAGAAGAAGUAA